ACUACCGAGGGACGAUGUCGGGGAGUGUCGUGGUGGAGGACAUGGCGAAUGGACUCAACGAAUGGCGCAACAUCCAAGAGGUUGUGCGCUUUACCUUCAAGUACCUCACCGAGAAGGUCCAUGCCCAAGAGCAUACCCUGGCUGCACAGGCCGAGGCCAUCUCCCGCCUGGAGCGCAUGCUGGAGCAAAAGGCGUCGCGUGGGGAGAUGCAGGGCCUCCUCGCCCAGAAAGCAAACGCCACAGACAUUCACGGCAUCAACCGUCGUCUUACAGAGCUCAACAAGGUGCUGGACUCCAAGGCCGAGGCCUCUGAGGUGGUGGCCAUGCUCGAUCGCAAGGCCGACCUUUCUGAAGUGGCGGACCAGUUCUCCGAGGUCAUCCAUGUGCUGGACGCCAAGGCCGACGUGCGGCUGGUGGAAGAGCAACUGAGGCGGAAGGCCAACGCCGAAGAGAUGGCACUGGUCCUGGAGCGCAAGGCCAACCGCGAGGAGAUGCUUCUCGGCCUGGCGGAGAAGGCGUCGCUAGGCGAUGUGCAGAAGGCAACGCGGGUGAUCGAGACCAAGGCGUCUGUGGCAGACGUCAACGCACUGCUGGAGCAAGUGGCUCGGUCAAUUGAGAACCUGUCGUCAGAGCUGGGGACUAAGGCUGACGCCCGCGAUGUGGUGGCCGAGCUCGACAAGAAGGUCCACAUCUCGGACCUGCAGUCGCUGCUGGACCUCAAGGCCAACAUUGUGGACGUCAACGAGUCGCUCAACCUCAAGGCAAACAAGGAUGCGGUAGCGGCGGCGCUGCAGCUUAAGGCCAAUGCGGCGGCGGUGGAGGAGCAGCUGGCAAGCAAGGCGUCGAUUGCCGACGUCAACACGGUGCUGGCCAAGAAGGCCGACGUCGAUCUUGUCAAUGCUGCGCUAGAGAAGAAGGCCACGCCAGAGGCGGUUGCUGAGCUCCUCGAGGCACGCAUUGCUGAGCUCAACGCGGCGUUUACCAAGGAGCUGUACGGCCGGCCAUCGGCCGCUGAUCUGGAGGGCAAGCUGGCGGCGAUGGAGCACGACAUUGCACACACGCAGGAUGUGGUGACGACGCUCGCUCCGGCGGCAGACCUCAACGCGCUUAAGCGCGACGUGCUCAACGACAAGCACGAGAUGCAGAACAAGCUUGCGGCUCGGGUCUCAGAGCUGCAGCUGAACAACACACUCGGGCGGACAGUGGCCGAGCUCCGGGCCGAGAUCAACUCGCUCUCGGUCGAGCUCAACUCGGCGCUUGCCGGCAAGAUUUCCAACGCCCAGCUCUCGGACGCGCUGACGACGACGAUGACCAAGGCGGUCGAGUCUGCGGGCGGCGAGGCUGCGGCAGCGCGGGCGCACGAGCUCGAGGAGCUGCGGUCACACUUGGCGGCGCAGCUGGCGACCAAGGCGCACAAGCGCGACGUUGACGACGUGCUGGAGAAGAUGGAGCGGCUCCGCGAAGCCACGAUUGCCGAGCUUGAGUCCAAGGUGGAGAUCUCCAAGUUUGACGACGCGGUUGUCAACAUGAACGAGGCCAUCAACCGCGAACUGAUGAACAUGACCGGGGUGAUCAACACCAAGGUCGAUGCGUCGACAAUGGACACCAACUUGCGGCUGACGGUCGACUCGCUCGAGUCAAACGUCGUCGCCGCCAUCCGUGAGCAGACGGCGGCGACGAUGUCGGUCAUGGACGAAGCGCUGGAGACCUCGGGCCGCGAGCUGCGGGCCGAGCUCGAUGUGGCGCUCGCAAGUAAGGCCAAUGUUAAGGACGUGGCCUCGCUGCUGGCGGGCAAGGCCGACGCGCGCGAGCUGGCCGAGCUCGAGGCGCGGCUGUUUGGCCCGGCUGACAGUGCGUCAGGCGCGGCCGGCCGGCCAGCGACCACACGCGAUUUGGACGAGCUCAAGCACGAGCUGCAACUCAAGGCGUCGCUGCAGGACGUCAUCACACUGACCGACGCCAAGGCAUCGGUUGACGACGUCAACCGCGCGCUGGCGAGCGUGACCAAUGAGCUGGCGGCCAAAGCGCCGCUGGCCGACGUGGCGCGCAUCGAUUCGGAGCAGGGCCGCGUCCUGGAGGCGCUUUCGGCCGAGCUCAUGGUCGGCCGCUGGUUGUGGAAGUCCGGCAAGACCAAGGGAGGACACGGCAUUCCGUGGAACGUGCAGAUCCUCAACUCGGCGCCUGACGUGUUCGUGUGGGGCAAGGACAAGGUCAAUCUCGUGGCCACUCUUCCAGGCCUCUACCAGGUCUCGGCCGGAUUCUUUUCCGCCGCCAAGCCCUCCAUCCAGCUGCUGGUCAAUGGUGAGCCGGUGCUUUCUGCCGUCAACUCGUCAUCGUACGUCAUCCACCACUCGUCUGGCCGUCUUGCCGCCAUCGACGACCACCCGUCAGGUAACGUCACGGGUCUCACCCUCAUCGACUUUCUCUCGCUUCCUGCCAACGCCCGCAUCGCCCUCUCAUACAAGGGCGAGGCGCCUGGCGAAGGCUUCCUCGAGCUUCGCAAGCUGUAG
Thecamonas trahens ATCC 50062 is the source of this 2510-nucleotide messenger RNA. RefSeq lists its product as uncharacterized. The coding region runs from base 15 to 2510 and encodes 831 amino acids. NCBI's taxonomy places the organism in Eukaryota, Apusomonadida, Apusomonadidae. The record is from RefSeq and is a predicted model, not a curated record. The transcript is spliced from 2 exons.